AUGUUAGUUUUCGUAAGAAAUGGAAAUAAAGUGUCACUAUCCCAAAUUACAUCUGUUCUAGAUAAUCUGAUUCCUACUCUGAUCGAUUUCCCAAAACACUUUUACACACAAGUCAUAGUACAAGCGCCUUUAGCUGUUGACUCAUUCUUUUUACUCAGCGGUUUACUGGCCUCCUACAUUUUCUUCAAGAAAGUGCUCAAAAGCAAAACUAUUCGGAAUCCACGAAAUCCAUUAAUGUGGUUGAUGAUCUACAUCAAGCGGUAUACGAGGCUUACACCAACAUAUGCCGUAAUAAUGCUGUUCGAUGUUACAUUGUUCACUUACGUCUCUUCUGGACCAUUUUGGACGCCUAUUGAAAAGACGGGAUGUCGCAUAAGUUGGUGGACAAACUUCAUCUACAUGAACAAUUUCCUGCUUCAGGACAAGGAAUGUGUGAGUGGUUUUUGGAUGAUGGGCUUAGGAUAUAUCACUUAA
Messenger RNA from Cylicostephanus goldi, 474 nucleotides. NCBI's taxonomy places the organism in Eukaryota, Metazoa, Nematoda, Chromadorea, Rhabditida, Strongylidae. The record is from the annotation of a GenBank genome assembly.